UCUCUUCUAGGGCAUCCUCUCCCUGAACCUCCUGUGGGCAGCCAGCUUGCUUUACACAGGAUAUCUAGCUCUUCUUGAAGACAUACAAAUAGGUCCUGAACUAUUCUUCAUUGAAUUCUCUCACCAUUCAGAUCUUGUACAUCUCUAAGCUGUGGAGGGCACUUUUUCCUCCAUAGGGUUGAUCUUUAGGCUCCAUCAUUGGCAGUUCACUCACACAUGCUUGUGAGGUGGGCCUCUGUGUAAUUAUGUUCUUGUGAUGGACUUUUUUUUCAGUUGUUUUGGUACUCUUUACAUGCAAAGUUUUCUGGCCUUUCAGGAUGCCAUUACAUUUUGCUUACUGCAUUCUGAUGCAGGCUUUGAGUGUCAAAAGAAACUUCCCAGCAUAGUUCACAGGUUCUUUUCUCCUGGAUCUGCCUGCAUAGAUUUCCUGUCAAAUCAGUAGCUGUCUCUUUCAUCUCAAGUGAGGGUAUUGGAAUUCCAGGUGGUCUCCUCAGGGCCACAACCUCUAAAAAUACAUUUUGACCUAAUAGAUAAUGUAUUUCUACAUCAUGGGCCCUGGUAGCUCAUGAUUACCACCACCUUUCUCAUCUAUUGUGUUCCAGUUUCCAUCUGGGAUUUGGAGCCUUCUAGGAGUCUCAGAUGAGGUGGACCAUAACAAGUGAAUAUCACCUAGCCAUCAGAGGUGAAAGUCUUUAUUAUUGAGCACACAGUGGAAGUAUGGACCUUAGUGGGGCUCAGAAAGUUGAGCCACUGUAACAUAUGACUAGUGUCAUUCCCCAAGGCCCCUGACACAAGUGUAUCUUUUAUUAUGGUUAAACUUCAGUUAUUUUUCCUGCAUCUUUCUCUGUCCUUUUCAGAUGAGUUCUCCCCACCAAUGAAAGUGGGUAAUUUUAAUGGUGAAACUCAGCCAAAUGAGCAGUCAAUAAAGGCCAGUAUUGAGGCAGUAGUGAGUAGAGCUCGAGAAGAAGCAACAGAAAAAAAGGAUGAUUCUGAUGAAUCUGCAUCAUCCAGCUCCAAUACCAGUUCUUCUGACAGUGACUCUUCUGGAAGUUCAUCGUCAAGUGAAAGUGAAUCGGAAGAUGAUGACGAGGAAGAGGAAUGUGGUGGUGGUGUUGCUGAUGAUGGUGCAGUAGAGAAUGAAGAGGCAAAUGGAGAAGGUGAAGAUGAAGUGCAUGAUGCAACAAAUUAUAAUCACCACUACUCAGAUAAUGAAAAUAACAUACCACUGCCAGAGAACCUCCCUCCAGAUCUUACACAGGUAAUAAAUAAAUUAAAGGAAGAGGGUCGCUCGUCGAAGGGUUCCAGUCAAAAGUUCUUCACAGAUUCUGUCAACAAAUUACUUUUAAGUAUUGAAAUGCAGCUGAAUAAAAUUGGUGGAAGGAAAAAGACACAGAUAUAUAACCACCUGUCAGAACAUCUUCCUUGUGGAACUCAGACUCUAGUUAAAAGAGCCAAGAAUCUCUUAACUGAGAAACAGGAGAACAGUUUACGAGAGCCACUCAGAAGGUUAAAGGAAGCUGUUGAUGCUCACAUGCCUCCAUUAGUGGAACAACAUGCUUUGGAGUGCCAGAAAGCUGCCGAGUCAAACCCCCAACAGUACUGGGAGCUGUAUUAUCACUUCUGGGGUGAAAAUGGAAUCACACAGAACAAAGAAGAUGGAAAUGAAGAUGGAGAUAAAAAGAAAAACAAAUUACCAAAGAAGAAAUUUAUUUUCACGGAUGUAGUUAGAAAGCUUCUGUGUGAGGUGGUGAGUGUACGAGUCAAAUUUUGGCAAAUGAUGAGAAAACGCUCAGAAACUCCUGAAGAGAAUAUAAGAAGAUUUUUAGAUUCUGAUGUUCGUUCUAUCUGGCCCAAGGGGUGGAUGAAUGUGCACAUCCUGUAUAAGGAAAGCUAUGAAUCACAUGCAGUAAUUACGAACAAAAAGUUUGUGAAACCAAUGACUGCUAAGAAGUAUAUACCUCUGGGAGGUGGCACUGGGUUGUCUGUUUCAAGUAAUAGCAUCCAGCCACCCAAGCCAUCACUGAGUUCUACAGUUACCCCCAAAAAUAUACCCUCUGCUGUGUCAAGCACAUCAAAGGGAGGAGAAGUGGUUAAAAAGAAAAUAGGAACUGGAGAGGGAAAGGAGACUGCAAUAGCAGCAGCAGCAGUAGACAGGACUGUUUCUUCAAGUGGUUGUAUAAGUAUAAAGUCAGUGGAUAAAAUUAAUGAAGGCGCUAAGACAAUAACAGUACUGGAAACAAAUUCUAAAACAGUUAGUAGUGUUGGUAGUGCUGUGAAAGAUAAUUCUACAGAAGAGACGCACACUAAAGCGGUGUCCUCUGUUUCGUCUGUUAGUGUUAUAGACUUGUCUAGCGAUGAAGACAAGUCAAUGACAAGUAAAGUGGCAUCUUCCAAACUAAACCCAGUAUCUUUGUCAAAUACAGUGAAGAAUGAUCACUCUUCAGAAAAGGAUGCGGCACCAGUAGUAUCAAGUACAUCAGUUAUCCAGAGAGUGAAUUCAACAGAAGGCAGGAAAGAUGACAAUUUAGAGGAAGAAAUGAUUCUUGUCAUGAAUGAAAUACUACAAAUUUCCAAGCAGAAGUCUGUUGAUGAUACCUUGGAGAAAAUAACUGUGGAAAACACUAAUCAAUCAUCAUCAGUGAAUUCAACAACUACUAAGCUCCACAGUGUAUCUCAGUGUCAGCCGCAGAGACAGCAUGUUCCUCAUUCAUCGGCCCAUCAAACAAUGCAGCAACAUAGCACCCAGUUACAACCUAAACAACACACUUCACAAAAGCCUUCUAUGGCAGAUCAUUCGAAACAAAGCUCACCUGUACAGCAACUAAAGCACAAACCAGAACACAGCUCACCAACACAACAACAGAAGCACCCUACAGAACACCAUUCACCAGUACAGCAAAAGAUACAUACACCACAUCAUUCACCAGUGGAGAAACAGCGACAGAAUGUACAGCUUGAUUCACCAGUUGAGAAACAGCGACAAAAUGUACAGCAUAAUUCACCAGUUGAAAAACAGCGACAAAAUGUACAGCAUAAUUCACCAGUUCAAAAACAGCAGCAAAACUUAAAACAUAAUUCACCAGUACAACAGAUAACGCAAACAAAACUGCCAAAUUCACCAUUGCAAAAACAAUCACAGUCUCAUUCUUCAACACAGCAGCGUAGCUCAUCACAUCAGUCUAAGCAAUCACAGUCGCAGCUAUCUAUGCAACAAUCAACACAUCAGUCAUUGCAACAGCAACCUUUAAAUUUGCAGCAACCAAGACCACAACCCAUAAAUCUUCAGCAGUCUUCAAAUGUACAGCCACCUAAGUCACAACAUCCACUCAACUUGCAUCUAAACAGUUCUCAGUAUUCCUCCUCAUCACAACAACAAAAGAUACCACAUGACUCCAGUCAUCAUAAGAAACACCCACAACAGUAUUCACACACACAACAUAAACAAGCACAGCCUAAACCUAUAAACAUCAAUGUCUCAUCAUGGAAUAAAAGUGAUAUGUCCAUGAACCCCAAAAAGUCUCCACCUAGUACAAACAAGACUCACUCCUUAUGGGGAUCCAGUCAUGAAGUGUCACCUUCAAGACAGAGACAUGCUGAAGCACCCAUUGUUUCAUCAGCCGAUCCAUUGGCUAACUUGAGGAUGAUGCACGGCCUUAGUGUGAGCAGUAUUACCAAAAAGACAUCGGCAUCUACAUCAGUUUAUCAUAAUCCUACUGCACUAGCCACUUCUUCUAGUGGGAUAUACAGUUCAUCAGGUACAAAGAAGAGCAGUGGAAGUAGUAACAGUACUUCUGUAAAGACUACAAGCAGUGUACUAACUCACAGUGGCUCUGCUGGCAUGGCAACAGCUCCAAGCAAGACUAGUUCAUUAAAUUAUUCAAGCAGUCAGCCCAAGCACUCUGCAUCAUCUCAUUCUUUUACAAUUCCAUCUUCUAAACUUUCUCCAAACCAAGCCAAAACAGUGUUAGUACCCUAUGUUUUGUAUUUGCAGCUUUUGAUUAUUCGUGUGAGUCAGUUGGAGGCCAAAUUGUUAAAUGCAGGAAACCUCUUAGCAGGAAUGGCAGGCAUACCAAACAGUGACAUGCUUAAAUUAAUGUCUCAAAUGGGAAAAUCUGUGGACUCGUACUCAUCAUCUACACAGCCAGGCUCUGGUCAGCACCAUGGGCAGUAG
Cherax quadricarinatus is the source of this 4171-nucleotide messenger RNA. The record is from RefSeq and is a predicted model, not a curated record. NCBI's taxonomy places the organism in Eukaryota, Metazoa, Arthropoda, Malacostraca, Decapoda, Parastacidae.